Molecule: messenger RNA, 2452 nt
Organism: Nematolebias whitei (Rio pearlfish)
Lineage: Eukaryota; Metazoa; Chordata; Actinopteri; Cyprinodontiformes; Rivulidae
Exons: 7
Coding region: 1060-1527 (155 amino acids)
Cellular component (GO): endomembrane system
Molecular function (GO): zinc ion binding; ubiquitin protein ligase activity
Source: RefSeq, a predicted model, not a curated record
UUGCGAGGCAAAACGGCUGGUCACAUGAGCAGAGAUCUGUUUACAAACCCAAGGCAGAGAGGAGAGGAAGGAGAGCUGCAGUCUGAGCUCCAUUAUGAAGUGAAAGGGAAAGAGAAGUCUGCCAUGACACAGCCAGCUGCAGCAGAUGGUUCGAGGGGGAGUAGGAUCCCCCUCCUUCUCCUCCACACACUCAAACGCACACACUGCCUGACACACAAACAGCCUGAGGACUGUUGUUGACUGCAUGGAGCUGCACUCACUUUGUUUGGGUUUUGAGGGAAGAUCAUCUUCAUCACUGAGGAGGAAUAUCUACUGCAAGAUCAGAGGAGUGGAGGAGGAGGAGGCACCAGAGGAGACGAGAGGGGGGUGAGAUUUGUGAAAAUCCCUUGUUUAAAAAAAGCAGCUUUAGCAGAAGACAAAAAGCACAGAUUAAUGUUGGAUUAUUGCCUUCGUUUGGGGUGAGGAUCGUCGUUUUAAACUCUGGAUGUCAUUGGAGUCGUAGAGGAGAGGACGCUGCAAAGUGAAGUGAAGGAGGCCCUCGUUCUUCUCUGAUGGAAAUGUGAGUAUUUCCUGUCCGUCUUGUUUAUGAUCGAGCGAGCUGCAGAUUUUCACAACAAGUCCUCACUCGCUGGAUGAGGCCUCUGACAAAUACCUAGCAGUCCUUCUCAACAACAUUCCUUUGUUUCUCGUCAUCAUUUUUAGAAGCACAUGAAAUCUCCAGUCCAGGACCAGAACCCAGUCCCAAACCUCCCCCCCUCCACCCUUACAUCUUUAACACACAGAGUGGCUAAUCCAGAUUUGGGAAUGCUGGGCAACACAGACUGCUGAGCCAACUAAAAGCAAAAAGAAAUCCCACACCUCCUGAGGAUUUCUGGGAUCUGAAGAUCUUUAGAUGACUGUUUUUCUGCUGGAGCUCUGACAUAAACUGAAGGAAGGAGCGACCCAGCUCAGGACAGCUGAAUCCGAGCUACAGCAGAACCAGACCAGGGCUGGCGUGUCUGCAGCAUUUCUCCUGACAGGGCCUGAAUUCACUGCUGCUGCCUUGGAGAGUCAAAUUUCAUGCAACCAUUCCAAUGGUGUAACGGAUGUCUUUGUGGUUUGGGUUUUCAACGCUCUGAACACUACUGCAGCAUGACGUCUGACAUCUACCACCUCCCACUCAAUGUCUAUGUCAUUGUGCUGGGCAUCGGCCUCUUCGUCUUCAUGCUCAGCCUCAUCUUCUGCUGCUACCUUUUCAGGUUGAAACAACAAGGAACCAGGGAGCAGUUCAGCUACAACGAGGUGGUGCUGAAAGGUGCGAGCAAGAAACUGAGCCUUCUUGGACAAACCUGCGCCGUGUGUCUGGAAGAAUUCAGGACUCGAGAUGAGCUGGGCGUGUGUCCGUGCUCACACGCAUUUCACAAGAAGUGCCUGCUCAAGUGGCUGGAGAUCCGCAGUGUGUGCCCCAUGUGUAACAAACCCAUCCUGCGGCUCCACCCCGAUGCCCCCCAGGGUGCCGAGGGGCCCAUGGAUCCAGAGGAGGUGUGAGAGAUAGAGCGCUAGACUCCCCCCCUUCCAGAAAAACACACACAUUAAACCACACUAAAGAUGAUUGACAGCCGUCAUCUCUAAAGGUAAUACUGAUAACGAUCCCAAGUGGCAGCGACCUUCGAGCAAUAUGCCUCAGUGGGGAAUUGGAUUUUGAUAGUGCCAACGAGCUCGGUCCGAUCAGUCAAGAGAGCGAUAGAUGUCGAAUGAGUAGAAUGAGUUUCAUACAGAUGUUAGUUCUACUUCCAUGUUGCACUGUUCACCCAAAAGAUAAAAAAUGGCAGGAAAGGGAGCCACAUUAGAGCUGGACAUCAUUGCCACAGUCACUGGACGAGUAGAGCUGCACUGCCAAAGGCACGGAGCAGAACAUUACAGGAUCAGCAAGGAUACCUCUAAUAUCUCAGGGGUGUUACCAACGCAGCCAGCACAAACCCAUGUUAUAACCCUAUAACCCAGUGCCACACAUGCAUCUUCAAUACUGCCAAUGUAGACGAAACACCCUGGCAGCCGGAGUUGGCCACAGCUACUGGCUAAAAACAAAGAACCAGCUACAAUCAACCAUGAUGAUUUGAGUAGAAAAUGUUGUUACAGAUUGUGUCCACGGCCCCAUUACCCUUAAAAAAAAAAGACUAAUAGAAAACUAGUCUUGCUUGUAUGUUUUGUGUGUAUAGGUCUCCCUAUAUGAUGUUAUUUUGUACUUCAAAUAAAGUGUCAUGUAAUGUAUUGUAGUGGUAUUGCAUUCUUAACAAAAAAACAAAAAAAAAACAUCCAGAAUAUUCAUGUUUUUUUUCUUUACUUUUGAGUUUUUUUUUUAAUAUACAAAAUGCAAGUUGAUGAAAUGUUAACCAGCUGAUUGUUUUUAACAUUUAGAACUCCCUUUACAAAGAUCUGUUGUGUCAUAUUAAAAAAAACAAUGUAAAUACAA